AUGUGGUCCAACAACAGUGCAGCCCCCUUCUUGCUGACGGGCUUCCUGGGCUCAGAGGGAAUUCACCACUGGAUUGCUAUUCCCUUCUUUACCAUCUAUCUCUCCAUUUUUUGUGGAAAUGCCACACUCCUCAUUGUCAUUUGGAAUGACCACAGCCUUCAUGACCCCAUGUACUACUUCCUGGCCAUGCUGGCGGGUACAGACCUUGGGAUGACACUAACUACAAUGCCCACAGUCCUGGGCGUCCUGAUGCUGGACCAGAGGGAGAUUGCCCAGGGAGCCUGUUUCACUCAGUCCUACUUUAUUCACACACUGGCCAUUGUAGAAUCGGGUGUCUUGCUUGCCAUGGCCUAUGACCGUUUCAUUGCCAUCCGCACCCCUCUGAGGUACAACUCCAUUCUUACCAAAUCCCGAGUGAUGAAGAUUGGGCUGGGGGUUCUAUUGAGGGGCGUUGUGUCCAUUUUGCCCCCAAUCCUGCCACUCUAUUGGUUCCCAUACUGCCGUUCCCAUGUUCUCUCCCAUGCCUUUUGCCUCCACCAAGAUGUCAUGAAACUCGCCUGUGCCGAUAUUACAUUUAAUCGCAUAUACCCAGUUAUUCUGGUUGCUGUGACUGUCUUCCUAGAUGCUCUCAUCAUUGUCUUUUCUUAUGUCUUAAUCCUUAAGACAGUUAUGGGCAUUGCCUCUGGAGAGGAGCAAGCUAAAGCUCUCAACACUUGUGUUUCCCACAUUAGCUGUGUCCUGGUAUUUUACAUCACUGUGAUCGGCCUGACUUUCAUCCACAGGUUUGGAAAGCACGCACCACACGUGGUUCAUAUUACAAUGAGCUAUGUUUACUUUCUCUUUCCCCCAUUCAUGAACCCCAUUAUUUACAGCAUCAAGACCAAGCAGAUUCAAAAAAGCAUUGUUCGUCUAUUUUCUGGGCACACUAGAUCUUGA
Molecule: messenger RNA, 936 nt
Organism: Microcebus murinus (gray mouse lemur)
Lineage: Eukaryota; Metazoa; Chordata; Mammalia; Primates; Cheirogaleidae
Product: olfactory receptor 51B4
Biological process (GO): G protein-coupled receptor signaling pathway
Cellular component (GO): plasma membrane
Molecular function (GO): G protein-coupled receptor activity; olfactory receptor activity
Source: RefSeq, a predicted model, not a curated record